Messenger RNA from Phanerochaete carnosa HHB-10118-sp, 2927 nucleotides. RefSeq lists its product as uncharacterized. The record is from RefSeq and is a predicted model, not a curated record. The coding region runs from base 213 to 2669 and encodes 818 amino acids. NCBI's taxonomy places the organism in Eukaryota, Fungi, Basidiomycota, Agaricomycetes, Polyporales, Phanerochaetaceae. The transcript is spliced from 10 exons.
GACGACUUUCGCAGCUUGGGCCAAUGCAGACCUUUACCCUGGCGAUUCCGCCGGCGUGUCUCCCGCUCGCGUCCAUCCAUCCAGGCAGUCCGAGUUAACGGACGACGACGACACAGCUUUGUUCGCAAUUCGGCACCCUAGGUUGAAAGUCGCGCCCCUGCCUCGUGUGCAGCUCACUCCUCGCGUGUUGCGCACCAUCAUUUCAUUCAACCAUGAAACAGGUGCCAUGCGUCUACAACGACGCACUACGACACAGCCGUAUCUUGCACUCAAAUAAUUUGCGUCCGGCUGGCACCAGGUUCGCAGCACCCCAUCCAUCCUUUUCCACCGAUCUCUAUCUCUCGUGCAUGCAAAGGGCCUAUCGGACGCUAUCGACAUCGACCGGUUCUUUUCAUCUCGCAUCUUCCUCCACUGGCAUGACACGCACGCCAGGCGCACAUGCCCCCAACGGCAUUCUCCAUAGGCAUAACAGCCAGGCCCCAGUACAACGCGCACGCACUUACUCCCAAUCGCAGUCACGCAGGGCGAGCGUGUACAGGACAAGUAUACACGGUUCAUCAACGUCAGCGACUGUUCACCUCUCCUGGCUGUUUCGUUCCAACGUCUCUCCCAGAAGGAGUGGCAUGCGCCUGUCCGGUGACGUGCAGAAGCGAUAUUUCUCUGGUAUCGGUGAGAUUAUCAGCGUCUUAGCUAAUCCUUCGGAAACUCUGCGUUCCUUGGCCGAGUCGAAGAGAAUGCUCGAGGAAACACGAAGGGAGCUCGCCGAAGCUCGCGAACGUGCCCAGCUCAGUCCAGCGCACACAUUCUCUCCUUUGCCCAACUUUUAUCGACGGCCAGCUGAAAUGAAAGCCAUUGAGAGCGCUCUGCAGGGCGAUCCGAGCUUUACUGUGCUGUUCGGUGCGAGCAGCGUAGGAAAAACAGCCUUGUUAAGGCAGGUCCUCACAAGCGACAGAUACUAUGUCCUUCACUUCGAUCUCCGCAUCGCUGGAUUUGCAGAUCUUGCAAGCUUAUAUCUUAGUCUCAGUCAACAAAUGGAAUCCUUUUUUAUGGAAAUCUCCAAGGACCCAGGCCACGAAGAGUUUGAGAAGCAGGCCUGGGGUUUCAAGCACGACCGCCUUAACGUUGAGAGACGCAUCACAAAUUCCUCCCCCCAAGAUGGGAUUAGCGCGGGUGUCCUUGGAGAUAUCAAAGUCAGCGACGUCGCUCGGCUCAUGGAGCUCUAUCAGAGUUCGCUUCUGCACUACCGGAACUUUAAGCCAGAUCCGGAGAGCGUGCGUAAAGAAAAGAAAAAGAGGGAGGAGUCCUCGCAGCCAUCUCGACCAGCGAUGCCGGAACGCCGCCCAUCAAGAAUGCGCUUCUCGUGGCUGCGACCCAAGAGUAAGCAGCCGGUGCAGCUGAGUGCAUCGCAUGGGGGCAGGUCUGUGCAAAUCGAAGAGACAAAGCCAAAUGGCGAUGCAGCCAAGGACACUGAACAGCCUGCCAAGAAAAUGCCUGUCUUAUUCAUCGACGAGGCGCAUAAGUUGCCAGCACUUAUCCGUUCGACGGACGCCAUGAAAUGUCUUCUAGACGCAAUGCUCGUGCUUACGAAGCAGGAUCGCCUAUGCCAUGUCAUACACGCGACGAGCGAUCCUUUCUACCAGACCUGGCUCAGGCAGCUAAACGUAAUGCAGCACUGCAAGAUCAUCACAGUCGGCGACUACACCAAGCACGAGACGCGUCGUUACUUCAGAGAGGUGAUUCUGCCAAAUGUUCCCGAACAUCUGCGAUCGGGGCUGGAUUUUGAGCGACUAUACGACGCCUUUGGUGGGAAAAUAGCGCAUUGGCAGGAUUUUACAACAGAUUAUGUCAAUGCGAAUGGAAAACUUGAUAUUAAGCAAAGCUCCCACUUCCUCCAAGCGCACUCCCUGCUCAACCUGCAUGUCAUACACGCUGCGCAGGCUCCACCCCCUAGCGAUGACGAUGCCGGCCCGAAGUCGCCUCGUAGUCCUGUCCCCCCCGGGAACGGCAGCGGGAAUCCGCUCCAACGUACACCCUCGAAUCAACCUCUGAGCACAGGGACCGGUUUUCGCAUCUAUUCCCCGCUCACCCUUAAUGUCGACCCCCAUCAGUCUCCAUCUUCAUUCACUCCCGCCGGAGUAGGUUCGGACAGCAUGGCAGAGUUCACCGCUAUUCAGUUAUUGAAGGUUAUGGACAGGCUUGUCCAGCCUGGCACUCGCGCUCUGUCCUAUUUCCACCUAUGUCGCGAGAUGGGUGCGCGCGCGGUCGACGGGAUGGUGCGCGGGCGCAUCCUCGACUUGCGCUGGACAGACCCAGUGUCCAAAGAGGGCUGGGACCCCCGCGUGCUGAGCAUGCGCCCGCGCGAAAGCCUGCACCCGGGUCGCGUGACCGGCGCCGGGAGCAGCGGCACGAUGGUGAACGAAGUCCCGCUGGCGGCAGAGGUCGACGAAGAGAUGAUGACGGCACUUACCGACGAAGAGUUCAUGCGUGAGGAGCAACGCGUGUAUGAGCUUCGCGCGGUCGAGGAAGAGGAGGAGAUCGUUGGCCCGAAGCUGGUGUCCACGACACCCAUCAUGCGGUUUGCCAUGCGCGAGGUCGUGCAGGAAUAUUACGAAGACGACGACAGGACGGUGUCGGAGUAUGCGUCAUUGUCGGAAGUCGAAGAAUACUAGGUUAGCUUCAGCUUCUUUCAAGUGGCAUGUUGUGCAGCUGUUUCUUCUUCUGCGUUCCCCCCCUCAGCAUUACUUCCAUGUUGGCUUCAUGCGUUGCCUCAUGUCGCUCUCGUGCUUCUGGUACUAAUUUAUCACGCAGGAUCGCUGUACAUUUUCGAGAUAUGUCGUCCUAAUGGUUGCUGUAAAUUUGGACAUUAUAAUACGUGUAUUGUAGUACUGCAAUCAUGCAGAAAAUAACCAUUUAUUCCUUUGUAAACU